GGGAGCUGGCGCGGUGGGGCGUCGGAGCCCAGGCCCGGGCUGGGUCCAUUUUCAGCCGCGGAGCCAGUGCUCGCGCUGCUCCCGCUGCCGGGUUGUCUCUUUCUGUCCUGCCUCCCUCCUCCUCCUCCUUCCCGGGGGUGACUAAGCAGCCGUGAGAAGGAAGGGAAAGCGAGGCCUGUGGGCUGGGCCUUGGCUCCCCUCCAGGUCGGUAGAGGCGCCGGGUCCCAGGCCCGGCCGGUCUGGGUAGCAGGUCCCCUGGGGCUCGGCCAGAAGCGGGCGCCCUGCUUGCCUGCCUUCUUCCCCCUUCAGAGCCGCGGGGAGGGUCCGGGCUGCGCCAGGUGGUGGGAUUGCUCGGGGUUAGGGAGAGCCAGGUUGCCGAGCCCUGGCUGCCGCCAGGAGCAGCCUGCUGGGCCUUGGUGCCGAGACCUGGUCCCUUCCCGUAGGGUGGUCACUUCCUUGCUGGAGAAUUUGGCCGCAAAUAGUUGCCAAGAUAGCUGGGCCGGGAAGAAAGCGCCGUAGCCCUGACCCCGUCGCCGUCGCCGACCCCGGGGCGCUCUGGCUGUCGAGCAAGCGCCUCAAGAUGUCUGGUGGGGCCAGUGCCAUGGGCCCCAGGAGAGGGCCCCCCGGGCUGGAGGAGGCCGCCAGCAAGAAGCAGCUGAAGGACCGAGCAAACCAGGAGAGCAAGGAUGGAGACCCUAGGAGAGGAGGGUCCGUGUCCACUCCCCAGGAGGAGCAGACCAAAGAGGAGGUGCUGCUCGACUGGCAGCAGGACGCGGACGAGGUGACGGUCAAGCUGCGCGCGGGAGCGGGCCCCCUGCGGCUGGAGGAGGUGGACGCUGCUUUCACAGACACAGACUGCUUGGUGCGGUUUCCAGGUGGCCAGCAGUGGGGCGGUGUUUUCUAUGCCGAGAUCGAAAAUUCUCGCGCCAAAGUGCAGGCUCGAAAAGGUGGCCUCCUCCAGCUGGCGCUGCCCAAGAAGGUGCCUCUGCUCACCUGGCCUUCUCUUCUGAAGAAACCUCUAGGGAUGCAGGAGUCGGGGCCAGGGCUGCGGUGCCAGGAGAACGGGCAGGAGUCCUCUCCCAUUGCCCUGGAGCCAGCCCCUGAGCCCCGCCGGGCAAAGCAGGAGGCCCGGAACCAGAAGCGGGCCCAGGGCCGUGGUGAGGUGGGGGCGGGGGCUGGCCCCGGGGCCCAGGCAGGGCCCAGUGCCAAGAGGGCUGUGCAUCUCCGAAGAGGGCCAGAGGGGGAAGGAUGCAGAGAAGGCCCUGGGCCCCAGGGCGAGGCCCCCCCGUUCCUGGCUGAGGCAGCCACCCAGGCGGGGGCUGAGGAGCCGCUCCGGGUCCCACCGCUGGAGCCCCAGCCCUGCCUCCUGGGCUCGGAGGAGAAGCCAGCGCUUCUGGCAGGAGAGAAGGCAGCGUCCCCCAGGAGUGACCCAGUCUCUCCAGCCCUCACCCGGAGCAGAGCCCCCGAGAAAGGUGACCGUUCCAGAGAGGAGAUGGCAGUGGCAGCAGACGCUGCAUCCUUGGUGGAUGAGCCGGAACCCAUGGUGAGCCUGGCGUUUGUCAAGAACGACUCGUACGAGAAGGGGCCUGACGCGGUGGUGGUGCACGUGUACGUGAAGGAGAUCUGCAGGGAGGCCUCGCGAGUGCUUUUCCGCGAGCAGGACUUCACGCUCGUCUUCCAGACCAGGGACGCGAACUUCCUGAGGCUGCACCCGGGCUGCGGGCCCCACACCGUCUUCCGCUGGCAGGUGAAGCUCAGGAACCUGAUCGAGCCCGAGCAGUGCACCUUCUGCUUCACGGCCGCGCGCAUCGACAUCUGCCUCCGGAAGCGGCAGAGUCAGCGCUGGGGGGGCCUGGAGGCCCCAGCUGCACGAGGUGCAGUGGGUGGUGCAAAGGUUGCCGUGCCGACAGGCCCAACCCCUCUGGACUCGACCCCCCCAGGGGGUGCUCCGCACCCCCUGACAGGCCAGGAGGAAGCCCGGGCUGUGGAGAAGGAGAAGCCCAAGGCUCGAGCUGAGGACGCAGGGCUGGAUGGCGUGGCGGCCCGCACCCCCAUGGAGCAUGGAGCCCCCAAGCCAGAGCCACACUUGACCUCACCCAAGCCCACGUGCAUGGUGCCCCCCAUGCCGCACAGCCCUGUGAGUGGGGACAGCGUGGAGGAGGAGGAGGAGGAGGAGAAGAAGGUGUGCCUGCCGGGCUUCACCGGGCUGGUCAACCUGGGCAACACCUGCUUCAUGAACAGCGUCAUCCAGUCUCUGUCCAACACCCGCGAGCUGCGGGACUUCUUCCACGGUGAGGGCAGGCCCGGCCCCCGCGGACCUGGCUUCCCCUGGCAGGGCCCGGGGCUCCGUGCUCAGCCCUCCCCCUGCUUCCAGGCCAUUGUCGCCAGCAAGGCCAGCCAGUUCACGGGCUACGCCCAGCACGACGCCCAGGAGUUCAUGGCUUUCCUGCUGGAUGGGCUGCACGAGGACCUGAACCGCAUUCAGAACAAGCCCUACACGGAGACCGUGGACUCGGACGGGCGGCCCGAUGAGGUGGUGGCUGAGGAGGCGUGGCAGAGGCACAAGAUGCGGAACGACUCCUUCAUCGUGGACCUGUUCCAGGGCCAGUACAAGUCGAAGCUGGUGUGCCCCGUGUGCGCCAAGGUCUCCAUCACCUUUGACCCCUUCCUCUACCUGCCGGUGCCCUUGCCCCAGAAGCAGAAGGUCCUCCCCGUCUUCUUUUUCGCCCGGGAGCCGCACAGCAAGCCCAUCAAGUUCCUGGUGAGCGUCAGCAAAGAGAACUCGAGCGCGAGCGAAGUGCUGGACGCCCUCUCGCAGCGGGUCCAUGUGCCGCCCGAGAACCUGCGUCUGACCGAGGUGAUGAAGAGCCGCUUCCACCGCAUGUUCCUGCCCUCCCACUCUCUGGACACCGUGUCCCCCUCGGACCUGCUCCUCUGCUUCGAGCUGUUGUCCCCAGAGCUUGCUAAGGAGCAGGUGGUGGUGCUGGAGGUGCAGCAGCGCCCCCAGGUGCCCAGCAUCCCCAUCUCCAAGUGCGCAGCCUGCCAGCGGAAGCAGCAGCCCGAGGACGAGAAGCUGAAACGCUGUACCCGGUGCUACCGCGUGGGCUACUGCAACCAGCUCUGCCAGAAAACCCACUGGCCUGACCACAAGGGCCUCUGCCGCCCUGAGAACAUCGGCUACCCCUUCCUGGUCAGCGUACCUGCCUCCCGUCUCACUUACGCCCGACUCGCCCAGUUGCUGGAGGGCUAUGCCCGGUAUUCUGUGAGCGUCUUCCAGCCGCCCUUUCAGCCGCCCUUCCAGCCUGGCCGCAUGGCCUUGGAGCCCCCUGGCUACCCCACGCUGCACUCCACUAGCCUCCCGGAGGCUGGGGACAGCGAGAGGGACUCCAUGCCGCCGCCGGAGCUCCAGGUGGUGACUCCCGUGGCUGAGGGGGACACGGUGCCCCGGGCAUGGGCAGCCCCGGAUCGGGGACCUGUGCCCAGCACCAGUGGCAUUUCUUCUGAGAUGCAGGCCAGCGGGCCCAUUGAAGGGGGCUCCUUGCCUGCUGGUGAGAAGGUGCCCCGGCCCGAAGCUGCUGUGCCCGGGUACCAACACCCAAGUGAAGCCAUGAAUUCCCACACGUCCCAGUUCUUGAUCUAUAAAAUCGACGCAUCCAGCCGAGAGCAGCGGCUAGAGGAUAAAGGAGACGCCCCGCUGGAGCUGGAAGAGGACUGCAGCCUGGCUCUCGUCUGGCGCAACAACGAUCGCCAGCAGGAGUUCGUGCUGGUGCUCUUCACGCGGCCUGAAGUGCUGGCCCCGGAGGAGGCUUGGUACUGCCCGCAGUGCAAGCAGCACCGCGAGGCCUCCAAGCAGCUGCUGCUGUGGCGCCUGCCCAACGUGCUCAUCGUGCAGCUCAAGCGCUUCUCCUUCCGCAGCUUCAUCUGGCGCGACAAGAUCAACGACUUGGUGGAGUUCCCUGUCCGGAAUCUGGACCUGAGCAAGUUCUGCAUCGGCCAGAAGGAGGAGCAGCUGCCCAGCUAUGACCUGUACGCUGUCAUCAACCACUAUGGAGGCAUGAUCUUCUCCACCGCCUGCGCCCGCCUGCCCAACGACCGCAGCAGCCAGCGCAGCGACGUGGGCUGGCGCUUGUUUGACGACAGCACAGUGACAACGGUGGACGAGAGCCAGGUCGUGACGCGUUACGCCUACGUCCUCUUCUACCGCCGGCGGAACUCUCCUGUGGAGAGACCCCCCCGGGCAGGCCACGCCGAGCGCCACCCAGACCUCGGCCCUGCAGCUGAGGCUGCUGCCAGCCAGGGACUAGGCCCUGGCCAGGCCCCCGAGGUGGCCCCCACGCGGACAGCCCCUGAACGCUUCGCCCCCCCUGUGGACCGCCCAGCCCCCACCUACAGCAACAUGGAGGAGGUCGAUUAGCAGGUCCCUGGCUGGUGGGGGCACGGUUUGGGAAUCCUCCAUAAAAGGCCAGCUCUUUGCCGCUUCUCCUCUAACCCAGAGGACACUGGCUUCAUCAGUGGGGAGUUGGGGGGUGACAAGGGUGGAACCUCGCAGGUUGGGACCUCUUGUCAGCCCGAACCCCAAACCAGUGAGCCUGGGCUCUCCAGUCACCCUCAGUGCUGUGGGAUUUGAUUCUCAGUUGUACCUUCAGUUCUUUCUGAUUCGCAUUAUAAACAUCAUAAUUUUAUUCUAAAA
Myotis davidii is the source of this 4690-nucleotide messenger RNA. It is a transcript of the gene USP19, whose product is annotated as ubiquitin specific peptidase 19. The record is from RefSeq and is a predicted model, not a curated record. NCBI's taxonomy places the organism in Eukaryota, Metazoa, Chordata, Mammalia, Chiroptera, Vespertilionidae. The transcript has 26 exons. Bases 581 to 4414 code for a protein of 1277 amino acids. Gene Ontology annotation, molecular function: cysteine-type deubiquitinase activity. Gene Ontology annotation, biological process: protein deubiquitination.